UAAAUCCCACAGAUUUCCCUCCCCUCUGACCCACAGCGGAAGCAUGCGCAGCUCCAAAAACGAUCUGGCGUGAAGUUCUCCUCCCCCAAUCGGCAACGAAUCUGCGGGCUGCUCCUUGAGUGACGAAUUGAACCAGAGGCGUUCCUCCCUCCUGCUUUGCAGUUCUGUCACACGCUAGGUUUUAUUUUAGCUCAAGUAUGAAGCUACGUUUGUUAAGGGGGAGAGUUCUUGAGCAUUUGAAGGGAAGUUUUGCACAGCCGAGAUUUCCACUAGGUCAUUGGCGAGGUUCCCAAGCAUGUUUCUCAACUAUAUCAUUAAAUGAUGGUGAGGAUAAUAAUGAAAUUGAGGAUAAUGAUUUUGUUGAAGGUAAAAUAUUAGAACCACAAGGUGUAGACCCCGAAAAGGGUGGAAACUUCAGAGGUGUGCACAAGGCAAUUAUUUGUGGCAAAAUUGGUCAGGCUCCUAUACAGAAGAUAUUAAGGAAUGGGAAGACCGUUACAAUAUUUACUGUUGGAACAGGAGGUAUGUAUGACCAGAGAAUUAGCGGAAAAGAACAUUUGCCUAGACCUGCUCAGUGGCAUCGAAUUUCUGUUCACAAUGAGCACCUCGAGGCUUAUUCUGUUCAACAGUUAGCAAAGAACUCCUCUGUCUUUGUUGAGGGCGACAUUGAGACUAGAGUAUACAAUGACAGCAUCACUGGGCAGGUGAAAAAUGUUCCCGAAAUCUGUGUGCGCCGUGAUGGAAAGGUUCGCUUGAUCAACCCUGGUGAUAAUACUUGCCAAUAAAUCAUAUGAAGGAUUACGUAUGUUUAUCUGUACUUUUGCUUUAUUUGGGGAUGGUUUGUUCUGAAUGAUUGGAUCAUGGUGCGCCAUGCUUGCUGGAAGCCUCAGGCGAAGUUUCUCUUUCUAAUCAAUACUCUUUAAUUGAUGAUCAUCAAAUUUUAUUGCUUUUGAAUUGGUGUAUGCAAAUAUGUUUUGGAUCCCGAUAUGAGAAAUUUUCUUUGAAUAGGCUUCAUAUUUA
Zingiber officinale is the source of this 1020-nucleotide messenger RNA. Its product is annotated as single-stranded DNA-binding protein, mitochondrial-like. The transcript has 7 exons. The record is from RefSeq and is a predicted model, not a curated record. Lineage: Eukaryota; Viridiplantae; Streptophyta; Magnoliopsida; Zingiberales; Zingiberaceae. Gene Ontology annotation, biological process: mitochondrial DNA replication; positive regulation of helicase activity. Gene Ontology annotation, molecular function: single-stranded DNA binding. The coding region runs from base 198 to 785 and encodes 195 amino acids. Gene Ontology annotation, cellular component: mitochondrial nucleoid.